Molecule: messenger RNA, 777 nt
Organism: Pelmatolapia mariae (spotted tilapia)
Lineage: Eukaryota; Metazoa; Chordata; Actinopteri; Cichliformes; Cichlidae
Product: signal-regulatory protein beta-2-like
Exons: 3
Coding region: 1-777 (258 amino acids)
Biological process (GO): response to bacterium
Source: RefSeq, a predicted model, not a curated record
AUGAUCAUGGUAUGGAUUACACUGAGUUUUCUUCAUCAAGGGUAUUCUCUGGUCCCAGUGAAAUUUGUUCAGCUUGGUGAAGCAGCAACAGUAACAUGUGCUUUACCCAUUAAAGAAUUCGGCAGUAUAACAGUCCAUUGGUACAAGCAGAGUCCUGGAGAUGGUCUUAAAUUAAUUGUGACAUUGUCAAAAUCAGCACCACCUGAAUAUAGUCCUGAAUUUUCUAGAAAGAGAUUUAAUGUGGAAAAUGCUAAUAAUUUUUGCAACCUGACCAUUCUGAAGACAGUCCAAGAGGAUGAGGGAAUCUAUCACUGUGGAAUAGCUGAGUGGAUGUAUCCCAUUCAGUGGAGUGAGACGUAUUUGUCAGUAAAGGGACAUACUCAGAUGACAUCAAACUAUACUGUUGUUCAGUGGCCGACAGCAUUAGACCCACUCCAUCCAGGAGAAUCAGUGACUCUGCAAUGUUCAAUCAUCUCUGUCUUUGACAAAGCAACAUGUCCAGAAGAUCUUAGUGUCUUUUGGUUCAGAGCCGGAUCAAAUAAAUCUCAUCCAAACAUCAUCUAUACUGAUGGAAAUACACAUGAUGAAUGUGAGAAACGUUCGGAGACUCAGAAGAGAUGUGUUUAUCACUUCUCUAAGAACAUCAGCUCCUCUGAUGCUGGGACUUACUACUGUGCUGUGGCCACAUGUGGGGAGAUAUUAUUUGGAAAUGGAACUAAAGUGAAUAUUCAAGGUACGUCUACCGUCAUAUGUUCAUUUGAAUAUUUGAAAAUGUAA